Molecule: messenger RNA, 2883 nt
Organism: Plasmodium inui San Antonio 1
Lineage: Eukaryota; Apicomplexa; Aconoidasida; Haemosporida; Plasmodiidae
Exons: 1
Coding region: 1-2883 (960 amino acids)
Biological process (GO): ribosomal large subunit export from nucleus; ribosomal large subunit biogenesis
Cellular component (GO): nucleolus
Source: RefSeq, a predicted model, not a curated record
AUGGAGGCCAAACUGAAGAAGAAGAAAUAUCUGAACCACCUUCAGCACAACAUCUGCAGGAACCACCGGCUGUACCAACAGGACUUCUACGAGCAGUUCGAUAAGUUCCUUUUCAAUUACGGCGUGGUGUUGCUGAACCCUUUUAGGAAAAAUGAUCUAUUCUGUAGCCAGUUGUCCUUCCUCAGCUACACGGUUCGCUUCUUCUGCCCCGAGGGGGGAGCGACCAGACAUAGUGCAGAUAACGAAGUAGAGAUACACAGCUCAGACGGGGGAGCAGCGAGCCGUGGUGCAGAUGACGAAGUAGAGACAAACAGCUCAGACGGAGGUGCAGCGAACCGUGGUGCAGAGGACCUCCUCAGUGAUGAUGACACCGCCAACGAUUUGGAGGAUGAGCUUCACCGAAUGAACCUCGACGCGAAGAGGAAGGAAAUAUGGGACUCCAUGAAGACCAAAGCAGACGCAGAAGGAGAAGAUGCAGCCAAGAGGAGGCGAGAAGCGGAGAAAAAGAGACUCAGGGAAAAUCCCCUCUUCCCAUACGAGGAUCUAAAUGAAUACAUAAACCUUCUGAUGGUAACAGACAAGGAAAAAAUAAACUUCGCGGAGGAGCUCUUCUUUCUCAUUUCGCAGCUCCUAGUGAAGCAUAAGAAUAGUCUAUACAUCUCAGUUCUCCUAAGUACAUUAAAAACGUUGAGACAGAUAAAGCGCAAAGUCGAUGUGCUGAGCUACCUCCAGGUUUUGCUCCUCCUCUGUGAUGUGAAUCUGAGCAAGGUGAAGAUGUUCCUCUUUAAGAGCGUCGUCGAGACAAUCGUGCAGGUGCACCGGGCGCCCAGAAGGGUGGCCACCGCGAUGAGAAGCAGCUCAGGAGGUCCUCUUUCUUUACAGCGGAGCGAUGAACCUCUGACGGGUUCCAAACUAGCGGAGCAAAUCCUCCUCCUCCUGCACGAAGCGUACGUGGAAAACAACCAGAGAAAGCGCAUCCAGAAGAAGUACGCCUCCCCAGGUAGUGACCCCAACAGAAGGCACUACCUCAGCAACGUACCCAUCACCGAAAGCCUCAACAACUUCGCCUGCAGUGUCCUCAUCGAGCUGAUAAAGAAAAACAUCUACGUGACGAAAAAGAAUAUUAACUUCCUCUGCGAGGGAGUAUUCUACAAAAAUGAGAAAAUCGUCAAAUGUGUUUGCUUCGGCCUGUUGGGCAAAUUGGACAAUAAAGAAUUCGUAAUACGAGUGGCAAAGGAGAAAAUAAACAACAACAAGCAGAUCGAUAAGUUAAAAAACAUAAGCAACCAAACACACCAGAAGUUAAGCAAAGCAAGGAUAAAGAAGCUGCAUCAGAAGAAAGAAAAAAUUCUGAGCAACCUGUAUAAGAGCAGCAAGAAGGGGUCCACUUGGACGGAAGAAGAUGUUGCAGAUAGCAGAGAAGGAGGAGAACAAGACAAUAUUCUAUCCCAUAAUUCCAACUAUACCUUUAUCGAUUUGCUUUUCGAUCCACAUACCUUUGCUAACAACAUCUUUAACUUGAUAUGCACGAAGUAUAGGAGCAGCCACGGAACGGUUAAGUUACUGCUCCUAAAUAUCCUCUGCCGAUUACAUCACCGCAAUCAGAUCGUCGAAGAGAAUUUAUUUCUCUACUAUGAGAAUAUCCUAUCCAAUUUAAAAAGCAAAACGAUCUUGCCAAAGUAUCUCUCAACAUUUAUCCAGUGUAUCCAUGCAGCCACCCCCUCACUGCAUGUACAACGAAUCGUGCAUAUCCUAAUUAAGAGGUUCUUAUUUGAUAAUAUGUCUGAAGAAUUCAUUUACCUCAUCAUUAAUGCCAUCAUCGAAAUUGUAACCAAGUGUCCUGACUGCCUCGACGAAGAGGUCUUCGAAUCGAUUAUUGUCUUUAAGGAUUACAAAAAUAAAAACACUGCGAUGCUGAUGAGACGGUUUGUUAAUCUGUGUAAGGAGAUCAACCCAGAGGUGCUAGACAAGAAGUUCCUCGAUAAGAAAACGGCUCUCCUCAUGCAGCGUCGCAAGAUUGUUUCCUCCGCAGGGGGGGUCGCGCCAGACGCGGGAUCGCUCCUCCAGUAUUCCUAUCUGCUCCGCGCGGCGGGGGAGGCAUCGGAGCAGCAGCAGCAGGGGGAGGAAGAAGAGGAAGAAGAAGAGGAUGAAGAAGAGGAAGAAGAAGAGGAAGAAGAAGAGGAGGAAGCAGAAGAAGAGAUCGCGAAACAGACCGCGGAACGAAGCGAAGGUGACGAUGACACUACGGACGACGGAGAAAACACUACUCCAGGGGGCGGAACAGACGAGGAGGCCCCUGAAGAUAGGCUCACCGCUCACACCGCGCAGAGUGAUCGACCCCACAAGCAGACCAAGAAGGACAGGCGCAGAGACGCGAAGGUGAAGAAAGAGCAGUGUAUCCAACAAACCAAUGAGCAAAUAUUGAGCCAGAAAAUUUUGACGGAUGAAGAUUUCAGAAAACUCAAAAGAAUGAGAGACUACUUUCAGAACAACAACAAGGUCUGCAUGUCAGACCUGCAAGACAUUUGUAACGCCGACUACAGCGAGGAAGACUCCAGCAGCAGCGCCGACGAGGGACAAGAAAAAAUUAUUACCCAUGAGGAUUUAUUGCUCAAGAAGAAGAUAAAAAAGAAUGAACUAAUGAAGGUAAAAAUGAGAAAGAAAAGCCAAAGUGAUAAUCGAUUUAAAACCAACAAAGAGAAGGAAAAAAAAAAAUCCGUCAUGAUGUUGACGCAGAAGCUGAGGAGGAAGAAGAACAACAAUGCCGUUGUUCAGUACGGGAAGAUUAAGAAGAAACUCAAGGGGAAGCUAGCCGCUCGGGCCAAGAAGAGGGGAAUCCUUCAGAAGCGAAUUGCGAAGAAGUUGAGUAGGAGGCGCCGCUGA